AUGUCACCGACGCUCGCGGCCCUGGUAAUCGGCACCGCGGCGCACGGGCCAUCCGUUCAUGUCUGCAUCGCGCAAGGCCCGCCCUCUCACGUGCUGCGUAGCGCGGCUGCGGCACGUGCGGCUGCGGCACCGCUGAUGGGCCUGCUGGACGGCGCCAGGUCGGUCGCGGACGGUGCCAAGUCGAUUGCGGACGGCGUCAAGGCGGCGUACGAGGACGAUUCGUUUGUCCCGGAAGGCUUCGUGCGCGCGCGUCACAUCCUCUUCCUCGCGAGCGAAGGCGACUGCGAGGCAAAGGCGGCGGCGCUCACCGCUCGUAUCGAGCGCGGCGAGAUCGACUUUGACGAUGCGGCGCUGCGCUUCUCUGCGUGCCCGACGCGCGACCUGCACGGGGCGCUCGGGACCUUUGCGUCACUGAGCCGGCUGCGCGAAGGCACUCUGAGCGGCGACUCCAUGCCGUACGACGGCAAGGACACGGCCGCCUUUGACAGGCUCGUCCAGACCGCCGAGGUGGGGCGGCUCUGCACCGUGGCGAGCCAGUGGGGGACGCACAUCGUGCUGGCACCGGGUUUGGCGGUUCUGCUGCUGUGACGAGCCGCGCUGGUAAGGCCAAGGGGAGGAGAGGAGGCAGUCGGCGUAGGUGAAGACGGUCGCACAGUGACCUCAAGCAGGGCCAUAGUAUAGCUCCCUGCAAGUACAGCAUAGCCAUAGGCUGUCCAUAGGAUUCAAUCCGGCUUGUGUGUGGUGUCUCCGUUUGCCUGUUUUUACGGUAAGUUUACCAGAGAGAGAAAAAA
Molecule: messenger RNA, 791 nt
Organism: Emiliania huxleyi CCMP1516
Lineage: Eukaryota; Haptophyta; Isochrysidales; Noelaerhabdaceae
Exons: 3
Coding region: 1-588 (195 amino acids)
Molecular function (GO): peptidyl-prolyl cis-trans isomerase activity
Source: RefSeq, a predicted model, not a curated record